Molecule: messenger RNA, 1561 nt
Organism: Dreissena polymorpha
Lineage: Eukaryota; Metazoa; Mollusca; Bivalvia; Myida; Dreissenidae
Exons: 3
Coding region: 338-1312 (324 amino acids)
Source: RefSeq, a predicted model, not a curated record
CCAAUAGAAAACUAUUUUAAUGUUUACGUCCGGGUUGUGCUUAUAUCUACUCUAUUAAGUUCUUAACGCCGACUGUACAUGUAGUACAUGUAUAACGUAUACUUUUCGUAUGAAUUUCUAUAUCUGCUAUUCGACUCAAGGAAGAGUUUAAAUGCACGUGGAGAGUAUUUUACCGACUUUAACCAUUGAUAUUUACGAGUUACGAUAGUUAUCAAUGACUAAACAAUCAAUCACUACGUUUUAAAUUUCAUAAGGACGGAACAUUUAUACAUGACAUAAGUGUAUAGAGCUUUAAAUACUGUUUUCCGAAGUGAAAGUGCAUCUGAACAGCGUUAACAUGUUUCAUACAAGAACAUCGAUUUGGCCGUGGACUUUCAUAAUAUUGCUGAUAGUUUCGGGAUCUUUUGCUCAAGAGACGGGUAGAAGUUCCGGAAGCAGUAUGCCGGAGCUGAGCCCAGACGAAAAGUACCAAGACAUAUUUCCUCUAACGAAAGAAAACUUCACUGAAAGUGUUCUGGGUUCAAAAGAUGCGUGGAUAGUGCUUUUCCACGAGGGCUCGGUGAAUAUCACGUGGAAAGCCAUGGCUGCAAAGUCGCGGGGACUGUUCUGGAUUGGAGCCGUGGACCGCAAAACGGAACACAAACUUGUAGAUAGUCUGGGCUACGAUCCUGAGCAAGGAGUCGCCCGGUUGUAUCCAUACGGGGGUAAGAGCACCAAAACCAAGCAUUGGAAGAGCUUCGAAAACGAGACCAACGCAAGAGACGCGGCGAUCACGUCACUUCCGGACACUGUUAUGACUUUUCAGACCGAGAACCUGAACGAUAUUCUCCUCGAGUGUUUCAUGGCGAGGCCGUCGAAGUUUCCCGUCUUCAUAUUGCAAGAUGCCACGAAUAUCUAUCCAUACAUCAGGGCGUUGGCGAUCCGUUUUGAGAAAUAUUUUACCUUUGUUAAGGUCGUUAAACCCACAGCAGACGACUUAAAAGCUAUCGGAUUACCAGAAGCCCCGAGAUCUUUACCCGAGUUAUUUAUUAUUACAACAAAAGAAAAGAUGAUUAAUGCAUUUAAUGCUGUACGUUUUGACACAGACAAAUUUGGUGUUUCGAGCUACACGAAUAUCAUGGAAUUCCUGUUUGCUAUUAAUAACCAAUAUAGGCACGAGUUACCCGGGGAUAACCGCGGCAGCAGCCAACAGGAAGCGGAAAUGGCCGAUGUUGUUGCGAUAGAGACAAAGCGAUUCGAUAUUAUUUUUCCGACCAUGAGCACUAGUGGAAGAUCAAAAAGCAGUUCCUCAGAACCAAAAGAUGAACUUUAGCUUUCUAAGCGAGGAUUUUUCGUAGACGUGUUAUCGUUAUUUUAUGUUCAACCCGAAAACAUUAGGCAAUGCAUAUAUAUCUUGUCGACAUUGCCGAUGUAACAAUAAUUGAAAACAAGGUGUCGGCAUUUACAUUUAUCAAAUGAACUCUGACAUUAAGCCAAACUGUAUUUCUGUCUUUAAUUAUAUUCUUCAUAUAUUUGUUAUUUACUGCUAUGAAUGUUUAUAAAUGCUGUAAUGCAAACAGUU